Mycena citricolor is the source of this 2568-nucleotide messenger RNA. Lineage: Eukaryota; Fungi; Basidiomycota; Agaricomycetes; Agaricales; Mycenaceae. The record is from the annotation of a GenBank genome assembly.
CUAGUUUGGUUUGGUUUGAGAUGAGUGUCGAGUAUGUCCACAUAUUGUUAUCGACCUGCAAGUUUACACCGACGUCCGAAUCCGAGGGGGCUUGGGCCAUUGCGUCACUACCGUAGUACCCAUAGCCCUGACCAGUUCUAGGCUGUGCAACAUCAUUAUACCAUUCGAAAUCUAACCACCACGAGCACUCCAAUGGCCGCACGGCUGCCCAUCGAGCAGGAUCGCGGGCCUGCCUUAUCAGAAGACGGCCUACCGACUUAUGAACAUCUGGCCGAGCAAGAAGGGCCUCAAUCGAGGUUUGGUCGAUGGGCAGGAUGGAUAGAGAAGAGAGCGUUAGAGCGGCAUGCGGCUAUCACUCCGGAGGAACGCGCACGACGGAGAGCGCGGGGAUGGGGAAAUGACGAAAUGGACGCUCUAGAUCCCGAACCGCCAACUCCGACGCCAGACUUGUCUCGUCUAUCCAUCCAAACGGACGCAUACUCUUUACUAUCCGAACCACCACCCGGGCCCGACUCCCCGCUCCCGCGUCUACCUGUCGUCAGUACGCACCUCCACCCGACGCACCUCAAAAUGAAUCAUUUCGGAUCCCGAUUUCUGCCUCAUUCCACUGCCCCAAUUCGAUGUCUUCUCCCGCUACAAGCCGACCAAUUAUUGCUGAUUGGACAUGACGAAGGAUUAUCUGUUCUGGACAUGUUCCCGCAGGACUGGACUGAGGAUGGCCACAUUCAGGCGAAGGGUCCUGAAGAUGCCAGAGUGUAUCCUCUCUGGGUAGGUGAAAGUGUGUUCCAGAUGUCGUUUCUAGAGCAAGAUGAGAACAGCGGAGUGGUCCUUGUGCUUGUCGGACCUGAGUCUGAAUCCCCCGGGGCCAGAGAGACUGAGCAUCAACGUGUAGUGAGAAUGUACAAGCUCGCGUCCUUGCUCAGUCUCGCCAAGUAUGCUGUGGCGCACAAGGGGUCCAAUCCCGUCAGUCUGGACACUUUCGCGACAUUGCAGACGACACCCAAGAAACAUCGGCCAACAAGCAGCAUCGCGCGAGGGCUCAAAUCUCUCAUUCCCCCAAGCACCACGGAGAACUCGGCGCAGUCAUAUCAAGCUCUCCUCUCGCCUGCGCCAUCGCUUUCAGCCUCUCGCGCGGGACCUCAACGCAUCAACUCGGAUGAAUCGACGCGUAGCUGGGAGGUCGUCGACGACCUUCCGAUGCGCUGGGCACGAGAUUUUGUGCCUCUUGCCGCUCCAGGGUCCCGCUUAUUUGGACAGUCUGUGAUCACGUUCUCUUUGUGGGACAAGAGUGAAGGAGGAGGCGUGGGCGGACUGGGGCCUCCUCGUGGCCAGUUUUUGGCCAUCGCGACCAAGAACAAUAUCCUGCUGUACGAGACGCCACCCAACGAACGCGCCUUCCAGUUCGUCAAGGAAUUCUACACUCCAUUGCAGUCAAAGUCGAUCACCUUCUUCCAGCAGACCGUACACGACGUUGUUGCGCCAGAGCGACAUCGACGGACGCCCAGUCGGGGCAGUCAAACGACCAGCUACUCCACACAGCUCUCGAUCUUCGUCGUAUUCGAGAAGAAAGCGGGGUGGAUUCGCCUGGCAGAUUCGGCUGUCGGGGAAAUGGAGCUAUUCGACCAUGGAUUCAGUGCGGGCGCGUCUUUGGCGCACAACCGAACGCUGUCCGUCGCUGGCUCCGGUACUCCUCGACGGCAUGCAUCGGCCAUCGCUGACGGGUCAGCUGGAACGGCGCGCUGGAUUCCUCCCACCAGAUGCGAGCUGCCGAAUGGUCGCAGCGUGUAUCUCCUGACUCGCGGAUCGGUCACUCACGUGGCUCCAUCACCGCUCUCAUCCCAUACCACGGGGACAGUCCCCCUGGGGACCGUCCCUUGGAGAACUGCUCCCUCUUGGGUCGUAGGUCGGGUCAGCCCUUCUGAGGAAGGGCUGUUACAGCUCACCGCUCUCGGUGAGGGGAGUAUUGAAGUUGUCGAACUGCCCAUUGCGUCCUUGUUGACGACCAAGGGCAGCAAAGGCAAGGGGAAGGACAUGACGCUCCGCGUCGAGGAGGAUGCCGGGGGAGAGACAGGGUUCUUGUGUGCCGGCGGGUACUGGGACCAGUCUGAAGAACCUGGCCUCCAUCGCACCUACUCGACAGCCUCAUACUCCAGCACAGACUCCGAGGAAGUGGCCCUACGUUACAGACGACAAGUAGGCUUUUAUGGCUGGUGCCGCAAGGGGCUAUCGGAUUGGCGUGUUUUCUGGCUGGGUGGGACUUUUGAAGACAUGUGAUCUGAAUCUAUGCACGGAAUCUCAUGAUUGUUUGGGGCCGCCCUGUAGCUGGUCACAAAUACAUACAUUUUCCUCCACAGCGUCCUAGACUUCAUGAAGUCGAUAUUCGUCCAUCAAAGCGGUAAUACCCAAAUCGUGUCCAUCUUUGGGAACGAUCUACAAGGCAAGUGAUCAAGCGGAAUACAGGUGCGAUCACGUGGACCAUGUAUUUACGAGUCAGUGAAUGAGUAUUUCGCGAUGCGAAUUCACCCAGGGUGCCAUGUCGGAUAAUGGUAGCCGAUCGUAGAGUGCAAG